GGGAACUCGGACUCCAAACUGGCUUUUGCUGGCUUAUACCGCUGAUGACUGGGCAGGAUAAGUGAGGUAGCAAUGACGAUGGGAAUCUGGAUUGUGAUCCUUGCUUUGAGAGUUGAAGAGCCCUGGAAAAGAAGCCAAAGUCGAGAUAAACCCAACAUGAUUCCAAUUCCAUUCCUGGUCUCGGCGACUUUUCCCAACCCCUCACGCCCAGACUUCACAUGCGUCCAACAUCACCAUCAUGCCACAUCAAUGGAGAUUCCCGUCAGAGGCACUUCGCCCGAUGCCCCGACUCUGCAAAGGGCAUAGAGCCGCCUCUUUAGCGCCCGUAGAAUGCCGCGCCUGAGUUUCGAGAUACAGGGCCCAGCGACGAUCAUUCCUCGCUCAGCCUUUGUCCGCUUGAAGCGCCGUGGCCGAGUGAUAACAGAAAGAGAACGAAAAAAAAAACACGGACCGGGGGCGCGAAGAUGGGGAAGGGUUAUCGCUGAUUAGAGAUGCUAGACGAACACACACGGAGUCACACGACACAUAGUGACACCUCCAUAUCCCCCCAGACAACGAAAAGACACACCGAGCAAUCCUUCGCCGUCCCCGCACGAAGACAGCUCGGUCGAGGUUCUGGGGACACGAGGAGAGCAAGUGACGUCGGAGGCGGGCCGGCCAGGGGUGAGUCGAGAUUGUCAAGGGGGCAUGAUCUGACGCUUGACAGCGGGUAUCGGAGGCGACGGGUUGAGGACCACGAUAUAUUCCAGGAGAUUGAGACGGAUCGCGGGAUGGGACGAGUAGUCGGAGAAUCAGCAUCUGCCAUGGAAGAUCGUAAUAUCGGCCGCCACAUCGCGCGCAGGCGAGACCAGGCAAGGGUCUGGUUUGGGCCUGUUGUCUGGUUAUCCGGUUGUCUGGUUGUCUGCCCGGUUGUCUGGUUAUCGGUCUUGUUCGUUGUCUGGUUGGCAUCCCGAUCAGAAAUUCAACCCCGUAAGGAUGCAAAUCAGUUAUCCACAGCAUCGCCAACAGCCAGCCAUUCACUCAACACCCAUCAUCCCCGAGAUCCAUAUCCCGCCCCGGAGCCCCAUCCCCAUAAGGAAAAUAAAAACACCGCGAAAGAAAGAAAGAAGGAAAGAAGCCUUCGGACAGGGAUUGAGAGUUUUCUUGUCGGUUUUGGUUCAAUGGCGAAGGACGGGCUCUCCCCGCCCAUCUGUUAACAGCACCUCCCUGUAUCCCGUAUUCCUAGAGAAAUUCAUGUCGAUCAAACACUGGCACUCUCACACACAGCACCACAUCGCACAUUACAGGCCCAGGCCCAGCGGGCACAAGACAGAUUUGACUUUCUGUCAGCAGCGCUGGAGAACGAGAUUACCGCUUGGGCCACGAGAGUCAUGAUACAUCCCAUUUUCGCAACCCCCCAUCCCGAUUCUGUCCCAUCACUCAACAGCGUGGGCACCGGGGCUUGAACUAGCCAUUUGUGUAAUUGCUUCCACUCGCCGCCGAAUCCGGUGACGCGGAGCGAACGACUUCGCCGGUCUGACAGCUCUAUUUUUUUCUUCUUGUUGCGCGUCUUUGGGGGGCGUCUGCUGGAAAAUGGCCCCAUGCCCCAUCGGCCAUCUCAUGUG
Ilyonectria robusta is the source of this 1604-nucleotide messenger RNA. RefSeq lists its product as uncharacterized. NCBI's taxonomy places the organism in Eukaryota, Fungi, Ascomycota, Sordariomycetes, Hypocreales, Nectriaceae. The transcript is spliced from 3 exons. The coding region runs from base 492 to 1196 and encodes 234 amino acids. The record is from RefSeq and is a predicted model, not a curated record.